Aspergillus calidoustus is the source of this 831-nucleotide messenger RNA. The record is from the annotation of a GenBank genome assembly. Lineage: Eukaryota; Fungi; Ascomycota; Eurotiomycetes; Eurotiales; Aspergillaceae.
AUGAAUCCCUUCACGCACCCCCCGAAACCCAACACGCGCAUCCCACCGAUCCUAGUUGCGCGCCAAAACCAAGAAGGAGAAACAUCUACAAACAUGCGAUGCACAAAGCUCGCCGAUCUCUCAAAACAAAAGCUCUGGAAGGAAACCUCAACGGGCGACCCGGACCUCCGCCGAUGCCUCGGACACCAUCGGCUGCUUCGGCGCUCGGUCCAGGAGGCGCAGGAGGAUAUGAAGCGGUACCUCGGGGAGGUUGUUGAGUAUGAGGAUGAUAGUGAUGAUGAGCAGGAGGAUGAGAUUGAUGUUGAGCAUAUGGCUGUUGAGGAAUCAACAGUGGAGGAUGAGAGCGUGGAUGAAGAGGAGGAGGAGGAGGAGGAGGAGGAGCAGCCCUUUGAUGAGUGUGCACAGGGGCAGGAGCGGGAGAUUGUCUGGCUAGGAUGGCGCGGGAGAGCCAAAGAGGUGUAUAUCCAGAAGGAGAAGGAGAAGCAGAAGCAACAGGAGAUUUGUCGAGAGCGGGGUAGGAGCACUUGUGUCCGGCAGAGGUUCGUCCAUGCCGUCCGUGGCCUGAUGAGGCGGCAUACCUCUCCACUGCCUCUGCCUCUGCAUCUGCGCGCGGUCGCUGCCGGAAAGAAGGACAAUACGCUCCGUCAGACGCUGCAGAAGAACAACAGCUGCAGCAAUAUCCCCAUCUACAUCCAUGUGCAUGAGCAUAAUGGCAAGGAGGGCACAUUUGCAGCGGGACUUGAAAAGACGAGGACACGCAGUACCGAUUCGUUGGGGGGGCGUGGCCGAGGACGACGAUACGCUGAGCGACUGGGGAUCAGAACACGGUGA